GGUUUUAGGUGCCGGAAAUCCUUUUAUGUACAGUAUUCAUUUCUGCCAACAUGGAGUGGCAGGACUUUGCCUUCAGGAGAGAGGGAAAUAAUGGAUCCUCAGAGGCAGAGGAGAGCUAGGCAAUGAUGGGCAACAUAUUCUCUGUCUCUGCUGUUUCUCUCUCUCACACAAAGGCCAUGAGGCUUUUCUUGGAAAACCAAGGAGGAGGAGGAGAAGACGAAACACAAGUGCAGAGUACUUUCCAGUUCCAGCAUCAAGGUUAUUUUCUUGAACUCUUGAGUAUUGUACUUCUUCCUGGAGAAGGAUGGAGGAGGUCCUGGCUAGUCUGUGUGGGACCAGUCCAAUAGAUCCACUUCCUGUCUGGGUCCAUGAUAAUAUUGGACACUGUUUUAAUCAGUUGAUUUUAAACAUUAUUCCCCAUACAAUAAUUGCUGUAAUCAGUGCCUGCUACAUAGGAACACCAAGGUCUUUAGCCUCUCGGGCUGUGUACAAACCUGGAUGGAAGUGCAGGAUUGUUGCAUCAUUUCUUCUUGCUGGUUUGUCCAUCCUUGACAUAAUCCCUGCAAGCAUUUGGCAACAGAAAUUGGAUCCCUUAUACUUAGAAGUACUGUCAGAUGGCAUAGUCACCUUGGCGUGGCUUACACACAGCUUGGCACUGCUUGCUAUCUACAAGUCUCCAUACAGUUUCCAUCGUGGUCCUGUAAUCUUACUGAUCCUUGCCUUCCUUCCCAUCCCAUCACUUAUCAUCACAUUGAUUUGGCAUUGCCAGACUGAAAUAGAUGGUCAGCAUCUUCAACCUGUCACUGUCUUUAGACUUGCCAUCCUUUGCUUGCAGUUGGUCUCUUUUCUUCUCUAUUUUAUUGGGUACAUCAUCCCUGUGGCUGACAGGCCAGAUUUUUUCUCUCUCAAUGAUUCAUACCAGCAUGAACCCUUGAUCACAGACUUGGGGAUUUCUGUACCCACCUGGCCAGGAGUGGCAGAAGAUGGAGAGAGCUGGCUUUCUCGUUUCUCCUAUGCUUGGAUGAAUCCCCUGAUGAAGUUUGGCUACCAGCGGAUGCUAAAUCGGCCACAGGAUAUCUUUCAGCUCCCUCAACAGCUCCAGGCCAAUAGAGUCCGUGAACAUUUCUGUUCCUGUUGGCAAGAAAAAGCAGCUCUCGGCCAAGAGAGUGAAAAUAUUGCAUCUUCCACUGAUGGAUUAUUUUCCCAAAGUGAAAGAUUUUCAGUUUCAACAUUUUCUCAUAAGACUCAAAAGUCUGUACAUCUUCUGUCAGUGCUGCACACAGCUUUUGGGCUGCGCUACUAUUCCCUGGGCCUUCUAAAACUGGCUGGCAGUCUGCUAGCAUUCUCUGGGCCCCUGCUCCUGAACCUUCUGGUCAGUUUUAUGGAGUCACACAAAGAACCUCUGAGCCAUGGGGUGAUGUAUACAUUGGGACUUUUUGCUGGUUCCUUCCUGGGUGCCAUUUUAAGAAACCAGUUUAGUUAUGAGAUAAACAAGACAAUGCUUGUGGUGCGCACUGCAGUCAUCUCUGCCAUCUAUCAGAAAGCCCUUCGAGUGAGUGGAAGUAGUCUGGCUGGCUUCACCACAGGUGAGAUUGUCAACUUUAUGAGCACUGACACUGAUCGGUUGGUCAACUUCUGUCUCAGUUUCCACGAGUUAUGGAGCCUUCCCUUCCAAUUUGCCAUCACUCUCUACCUCCUGUACCAGCAGGUAGGAGUGGCUUUCCUGGGAGGGCUGGCUUUGGCUCUGCUACUUGUGCCCAUCAAUAAAGUGAUUGCUAAUCGCAUCAUGGAGAAUAACAAAGAGAUGCUGAAGCACAAGGAUAUACGUGUUAAGUUGAUGACAGAGUUCUUGUGUGGUAUGCGAGUGAUCAAGUUCUACACCUGGGAAAAGCAUUUUGGCACUAGAGUCCAUGCUUCCCGAGCUCAAGAGCUAAAGAGCCUGCAAGCACUCAAAUAUCUGGAUGCUGUAUGUGUCUAUCUUUGGGCAGCUUUGCCUGUGGUUGUCUCUAUUGUCAUAUUUAUCACUUACGUUCUACUAGGACACCAGCUUUCAGCAACCAAGGUGUUUACAGCUUUGGCCCUUGUUGGGAUGCUCAUUCUCCCUCUGAAUAAUUUUCCUUGGAUAUUGAAUGGGAUCUUGGAAGCCAAAGUAUCUUUGGAUCGAAUCCAGCACUUCCUUGAGCUUGCAGACCAGGAUCUGGAUUCCUAUUACAGCAGAGCUGGACCUUCUGAUCCAUGUUCUCUGCUAGAAAUGCACAAUGCCAUCUUCUCAUGGUCGACAGCAAGCAAUGUUAACAGUGAACCACAAACACCUAGAACAAGUUUGGAGCUUCAUAUUCAAGAUUUGAUGGUAGCAAAGGGAGCACUAGUGGGAAUUGUUGGAAAGGUUGGCUGUGGAAAGAGUACUUUGCUUGCAGCUAUCACAGGAGAACUCAAAAGACAAGGUGAGCAGGUUUACAUUUGGGAUCUGGAGAAAGGAUUCGGCUUGGUCACGCAAGAGCCCUGGAUCCAGUUUACAAGUGUUCGAGAAAACAUCUUGUUUGGAAAGGAAUACGAUGCCAGAUUUUACCAGGAAGUAAUAGAAGCCUGUGCUCUCUCUGAUGACUUGAACAUUUUGCCAGCAGGUGAUCAGACAGAGGUGGGUGAGAAUGGAGUGACCCUCAGCGGGGGACAGAAAGCUCGAGUCGCACUUGCUAGAGCUGUUUACCAGGAGAAAGAACUAUAUCUUCUUGAUGACCCCCUGGCAGCUGUUGAUGCAGAUGUAGCCAAUCAUUUAAUGCAGAAGUGCAUUUUGGGAAUUCUCAGACAUAAAACCAGGAUUCUUUGCACCCACAGAACUGAAUUCUUGGAGAAGGCUGACAUCUUAUUGCUGAUGGACAAUGGCAAGAUCAUCAAGACAGGAACCCCAGGAGAAAUUCUACCGCUGGUAGAAUCUGCCCCUAACUUUAGGAGGAUGGACAAGAGAAACAAGGACAAAAUACCUACUACAGCUAACCAAGAAGAGGACAUAGAAUCUGAGGAAGAAGACUCAAACCAAGUAAACUGUAUUCUCAAGCAGGAGGAAGAGAAGAAAGAAGGGGCAGUGGCUUUCCAGGUCUACAGAGCAUAUUGGUUGGCUGUUGGCAGCUGCCUUGCAUUGUCCAUCCUCCUCUCCUUGCUACUAAUGCAAGGUUCUAGGAACAUCUCUGAUUGGUGGCUGUCAAACUGGAUCUCCAGUCUUCCCCAUGCAGGAAAUACCUCUGUCAGCAACAUAUCCAUUCAGCUCAACUCACAGCUGCUACUAUUCUCCCAUGGGGUACUCAUUUCCCCAGUCUUGGUCUCCAGAACUUCAAAUGCUGCUUCAGAUGUGAACUUUUACUUGACAGUGUAUGGUUGCAUUGCUGGGGCAAAUUCUGUCUUCACCAUCCUAAGGUCCUUCCUCUUUGCCUAUGGCACCAUCCACGCUGCUACUGUUAUUCACAAUAGGCUGCUUAGAAGGGUGAUGAAGGCUACAAUGACUUUCUUUGAUACCACGCCAACAGGCCGUAUCCUUAAUCGCUUCUCUUCAGACCUGUAUUGUGUUGAUGAUAGUCUGCCCUUCCUUCUUAACAUCUUUCUGGCCAACAUCUUUGGCUUACUGGGCAUGCUAGUGAUGAUUACUUAUGGACUUCCUUGGAUCGGCCUAGUUCUGCUGCCCUUGGCAGUCAUCUACUACUCCAUCCAGCGUUAUUACCGAUUCACCUCCCGUGAACUCAAGCGCCUCUACAGCCUCACCUUGUCUCCUAUCUACACUCACUUUUCAGAGACUUUGACAGGUCUGAGCAUUAUAAGGGCAACUAGGGCCACAGACAGGUUUGAGACAGAGAACCAGCUGCGAUUAGAGCUCAACCAGCGCUGUCGUUUUGCUAGUAACACUGCGAUGCAGUGGCUUGACAUUCGACUGCAGAUGAUUGGAGUUGCAGUAGUUACUGCUAUUGCAGGAAUAGCAAUCAUCCAGCACCAGAGGAAUCUUGGAGAUCCAGGUCUUGUUGGCCUAGCCCUUUCGUAUGCCUUAUCAGUCACAAACUUGUUAUCUGGACUCAUCACCAGCUUCACCCAAACAGAGACCAUGAUGGUGAGUGUAGAACGGACAGAGGAAUAUGCCACAGAGAUCCCCAUAGAGCCUCAGGAGAAAGUGCUCCAGGUUGCACCUGAUUGGCCAAGUCAGGGUCACAUUGAGUUCCAGCAGGUGGUACUGGCCUAUCGGCCUGAGCUACCCAAUGCCCUCGAUGGGGUAACCUUUACUGUCUAUCCUGGGGAGAAAGUAGGGAUAGUUGGGCGCACUGGCUCUGGCAAAUCCACUCUCUUUUUGGCCCUUUUCCGAAUGGUGGAGCUGAAAUCUGGCCGAAUCCUCCUUGACAAUAUUGACAGCCAUUCCGUAGGCUUAAUGGAGCUGAGGUGUAGAUUGGCCAUAAUCCCCCAGGACCCAUUUUUGUUCAGUGGGACAGUCCGUGAGAACCUGGACCCUCAGGGACAACACACAGAUACUGAGUUGUACCAAGUCCUGGAGCAAUGUCACCUGCAGGCAGUAAUUAAACAGAUGGGUGGACUGGAUUGUGAACUGGGGGAGAGAGGAAAGAGUCUUUCUGUAGGACAAAGGCAGCUAGUUUGUUUAGCCAGAGCUCUCUUGACUCAGGCCAAAAUUCUGUGCAUUGACGAGGCCACAGCAAGUGUGGAUCAGAAGACAGACAAAUUGCUCCAGGAGACCAUCCGCCAGCGAUUUGCAGACAAAACUGUGUUGACUAUUGCUCACAGAUUGAACACAAUUCUGGACUCAGACCGAGUACUGGUGAUGCAUGCUGGGAAGGUAGCAGAGCUUGAUUCCCCUGCCAUUCUCAGCCAGAAGCAGGGCUCCUUGUUUCAGCACCUCCUUCAAAGUGGGCAACAAUGAUAUCCCUGCAGGGACUCAAACUUGGCAAUUAAUACCUCAUGACUGGAAGCCUCCCCUGUAGCAGUGGAGGCCCCUUCCCUGAUAUUUUUCUCCCUCUUCAGGACAUGCACUCCACAUUAUGCUGAAGAUCCAGAUUAUAACAAGGAGCCAGUAGAAGAAGAAAUGUACUCCCAAGUAAUGAGUGUAUGAACAGAUGCAUUUUAUCAGUUUCAGAAGUGCAUAAUUAUUUCACACAAGAAUUAAUGUCUUCUUCCAAGGGGCUUGUGAUUUAUGGGCUGAGGAAUUAUAUAUUUCUUUUGAAGGA
This is a messenger RNA of Sceloporus undulatus (fence lizard), 5213 nucleotides long. It is a transcript of the gene ABCC10, whose product is annotated as ATP binding cassette subfamily C member 10. NCBI's taxonomy places the organism in Eukaryota, Metazoa, Chordata, Lepidosauria, Squamata, Phrynosomatidae. Gene Ontology annotation, biological process: transmembrane transport. The coding region runs from base 305 to 4909 and encodes 1534 amino acids. The record is from RefSeq and is a predicted model, not a curated record. Gene Ontology annotation, cellular component: membrane. Gene Ontology annotation, molecular function: ATP hydrolysis activity; ABC-type transporter activity; ATP binding. The transcript has 23 exons.